AUGACACUCUAUUCUACAUUGUUUUCACAAUGACAAACAUUUCUUGAUAUGUCCGACUGUUCAUACUUGGUCAGGUCUUUGGCAUCAAGAUAUUCAUCUGAAAGAAAUAUAUAUAUGGAAAAUUGACUCAUGUGCACUGUACAGCUUAUUACCAGUACAAGAGCAUUUUUUUUUUACUCUGUCAGUGUCACAGUUCAAGCAUUUCCCAUCAGCAGCUAAAAAUGAAUAAAUGUGAUUCUGAUGAUUGGUGUAUCAAAUUAACUUGCAGAGAUAUUAUCAGCAAUGUAUCCAGGAUCAUUGAAAUCAUUGUGUAUCCUGUAUUAUCUUCACCAACAACUCAACAAGAGGACAUUCUUAUACAUAGAAGAGGGAUCUUGAGAAACCUAAUGCGGUUUGAAGUUUUUAGACUGUUGUCAUUUAGACCUAUUAAUGAUGCUGUUAUGGUUGAUUCUAAUUUUAGUGCAAUUCAGUUUGCUCAAGAAGGUUUCUAUGAUGCCAGUGGAUUAGGGCAUUAUUGCUGUUUUAGUUGUAAUUAUACAUUUACUGAUGUAAGUGCCAACAGACAUCAUCAUGUUAAUUGUAGGCAUCUUGUGGACAGUGUAUCCAUCAGAGAUCGUGGUCAUUUGUUAACUUCUAAUAUGUUUACCUUAUUUAAUUCCAUUUUCUCAAACCCCUCCAAUCAGCCUUUUGUCUCAGAAGAUGACCAUGACAUCCAUCCACAAAGGGGGAGGGACAACUUGAAUGCAGUCAACCAUCUUCUUCCUCGCAAUGAAACACUUCCGGUGUAUGCAUUUCCAGAAAUUUAUAUUGAUAAAAAUGAUGGUAUUAAUGUUUCUGAAAAUCAAUUUGGUAACUCUUUUGCGAUUUCAAAUUCUCAAGAAAGAGAGGAUCACUCUGUACAAGUAUCAGCUAAUCGUCUGAUGUUAAAUGGAGCACCACAAGGUGUUGCAUUAUCAUCUGAAAACACAGUGACUCAGUUACAACACAGUUUACCAACAUACGUGAAUGAAGUUUCUGGCUCUGUAGGGAUUCAAGAAAGUGAUGCAGCAGAUUCCGUAGUAUUACUCACCUCUUUAUCUAUAAAGCCUGUCCCAUUUACUCACACACCAAGUCAAGCUGCUAUUAUUUCAAAAACCACUGCAGAAAAAACAAUGAAUGCACAAAAUCCUCCAGAAGAGGGUGCUGUGGGUGGACAUACUGCAUCAAUUGAGUUAAGUGGAGCAUCAUAUCCACAGUUUGCCAGCAGCUCAGCUAGAAGAGCAACAUUUACUGGAUGGAAUCCUGACCACCCUCAACGUCCUGAUGAUCUUGUUGCUGGCGGAUUCUUUUAUGCAGGUUAUGCUGACUAUGUAAAAUGUUUUUACUGUGGCUUAGGGCUAGGAUGCUGGACACCCAGUGACAUUCCAGCAUACAGGCAUGCUAGCUUUCGUCCCAACUGUUCUUACAAUAGAACAAUCAAUGGUCAGGAAGCACAGAGAGGUGGAGAUUCUGGCACUCCUAAUAAUACUUCAAUUAGUAGAAUUGAAUCUGCUAGGACUGAAACUGACACAUCUUUUAAUUGCACAGACAGCCAACUCUUAGCUAUUAGCAAUGUGCCACCAUAUGCUAACAGGAAAAUUAUUGAAAAUCCACACACACCAGCAGUUGACCCCAGCACGAGUCUUCUGAAAGAGAAGCUAUAUGCCUUACAGAGGGAGAACCUUUAUCUGACUAAACGAAUCCAGUGCUGCAUAUGUCACUGUAACCAUGUUAACUGUGUAUUUCUACCAUGUGGUCAUGCCUUAGCAUGUCAAAGUUGUGCCAAGAAAGAAAUAGGCCUACAUUGUAGACUCUGCAAACAACUAAUUCAAGAUACUUUAAAAUUUUAUUUAUAGCAUAGUGCAGCUUUAAACAAUAAAGUUACACUUUAAAAUUUUUUAGUCUCUUUUGAAAGCAAGGUUAGAGAGAUUUUGUUUGUAACAAGCUUGCAGAGGUAUUAAUAUUUUCUCUGUCCCAUAAUGACAUCCUUGUGAGAAUGUCUUAUAUAGGGAAAAGAAACUUAAUUUCCUGUGGACUUCCUCAGUGCUAAGUAUUUGGUAAGAAAGGCUCUUAUCCUUGUCCUAUCCACUUUGCAGUGGCAGCAUUUCGACAGUUAGUGAGGGUAAAAUUUUGUAUUUUUAAUAUACUGAUUCCUAAAUCAGGCAGCAAAGUAAUGGACAUUAACUUGGUAGAAUGUAGACAUUUUUUUUUCACUUCCAUUAAAAAUGUCUAGUCCUGAGUUUAGUUAUCUCAUGCAGCCUGUGUUAGAGAAGUUAUUAAAUUUAUUAACAUAAUUUCAGACAGCUUUAAUGUGGACACUAUUUGUGCAAAGUAUAAGGUCUGUUUGGUGAGAAUUUGGAUUAAAGCUUGAUAAUCACAGAAAGGACAGUUUUUAGCUUUGCUGUGACUGGUGAUCAUUGUUUUUUCUGAUCACUAUUUUAUGCAUAUAUUGUACAUAAGUUGUUCAUUAAUUUAUUCUUUAUUGUCAUCUUUUUGCUGUGAUUGGUGAUCAUUGUUUUUUUUUAUCACGAUUUUAUGCAUAUAUUGUGUUCAUUAAUUUAUUCUUUAUUUUGAUACAUGAUUCUCAUCUACCAUUGAAAUAUAAUUUUAUACUAUUUACAUAGCUGUAUUUUUUAAUUUAUUUUUUUGUUCACUGUAUAUUAGUGGAUGGAUAUUUUAAACAAAAAAUGUUUUUGUAAUGAAUUAGUUAUAAGCCUUAUUAGCUUGUAAAUGUGAAUUUUUUCGUAUUAGUUGAGUGGUAUUUUCUUUCAUUUGCUUUGAAUUUCAUCUAGUUAUUGCUACCUUAUAAAUGAUCUGAAUCAGUCAUUAAGUGCAGAAAACAUUAGCUUCCUUACUUGAAUAUCUUCAAAAUUGUGAUAUCAGAAAGAUAAAUGUCAAGAGCUUUGAAAACAAAAUGUUGCAAUAUUAAUGUGUUCUUGUUUUCAUUACUCUGAUCAUUAUUUUGGUUGUUAACUUCAUAGAAGCUCCUCAAUGUUCACCUUUUCACCAACUGGUGUGCCUUAACAACUAUCAUUGUUUUUUUAUCACUAAUUGUUUGGUCUUUCAAGAAUUAAUGCCCUGAUAAACAAACUGGUUGAGAUAAAUCUUUUUAUGUUAUAGAAUAGGGUAUUCAUUUUUUUUUU
This is a messenger RNA of Biomphalaria glabrata, 3161 nucleotides long. RefSeq names its product death-associated inhibitor of apoptosis 1-like. The record is from RefSeq and is a predicted model, not a curated record. The coding region runs from base 222 to 1874 and encodes 550 amino acids. Gene Ontology annotation, cellular component: cytoplasm; nucleus. NCBI's taxonomy places the organism in Eukaryota, Metazoa, Mollusca, Gastropoda, Planorbidae. Gene Ontology annotation, molecular function: cysteine-type endopeptidase inhibitor activity involved in apoptotic process; ubiquitin protein ligase activity. The transcript is spliced from 4 exons. Gene Ontology annotation, biological process: regulation of cell cycle; negative regulation of apoptotic process; positive regulation of protein ubiquitination.